Perkinsus marinus ATCC 50983 is the source of this 2737-nucleotide messenger RNA. RefSeq lists its product as hypothetical. The coding region runs from base 26 to 2737 and encodes 903 amino acids. The transcript is spliced from 27 exons. The record is from RefSeq and is a predicted model, not a curated record. Gene Ontology annotation, cellular component: cytoplasm. Gene Ontology annotation, molecular function: calcium-dependent cysteine-type endopeptidase activity. Lineage: Eukaryota; Perkinsozoa; Perkinsida; Perkinsidae. Gene Ontology annotation, biological process: proteolysis.
AGUAGUUUUCGGUAAAGUAUCCUCCAUGCCUGCAUCGGCUGAUGCCCAACAUUUGUCCGAAUCUCUGGGUCAGCCGCUGGACAGGUGUGUGGUUGCAUUGAGGAGAUGCCAUGAGGAUGUCGAGGCAGCUGCUGCUUAUCUUAUGGAAUUUAUGGACUUUCCCGACGAGUUUUGGCUGAGUCAAAGUUUGGACGAGGACGUUGAUAUGGUGUCGUCCCCCACCCAUCAAGGGGAGAUGGGGGACUCAAAUGCGAAUGAUAAGAGCAUGGAGUACAUAAUGUCUGAUCCUGAUACAGCUGCAGCUGCGGAGGCAGAUCCCGAGAUUGAUAAAAUACUACGGGAGUCGAUGCAGGAUGCAGAAGGGGAGGUUGGGAAAGCAAGUGGUCCGAGUAGAGCCACUGAGGGGGCUCCUCGAGAGGCGGGAAUGAAGCCUGCCGAGUUUGAUAGGUUUACCACUAGCGAAGAGGUUGAUGAAGAAGGGCUGAAGAAUAUCAACGAAUAUUGCAAUAAUAUGGGCACUAAUUUUGUAGACCCAGCCUUUCCUCCGCUCAACAGGAGCCUGUACUUCGACGAGGCCUCCGCGACGCAUUGGACGUGCCAAGAAUGUCAUUAUAAUGGCAAUCCUCUGCCGAAUGAGGACCCUCAGGAGGAGGUUGAAAGGGACGAGAUGAGGAGGGAGAUGCGGACGUUUUUCCAAUACAUUGAGAUGACUAAUCCCGUUAUGGCUGAGCAAAUGCGUCAGAAUCCCGGAACACUACAAAUAAUGUAUAGCACUGUGUAUGAACAGAAGCACGGUCGUCCGCCACCGACAUCAGAGUCUGGAUCUAGUGAUGGAAAGAAGCUUGUGUGCUCUCGCUGUAAAGCUGAAGCUGGAUUCGUGGUAUUGCAAGCUAGGCCCAGUCAAUGGCUCAGACCAGUUGACAUUCGAGAUGACGUUACUAUGGAGAUCGGGGGUACUCCUUGGGAGGUCAUACGUGGCGAGCCGUCACCCGAUGAUAUACGGCAAGGUGCAUUGGGUAACUGCUGGUUUGUUGGGGCACUGAGUCUAUUGGCUCAGAAGCCCCGACUGGUGGAGAGCAUCCUGUCAGCAUCCAAGGCAUAUAAUCCUGUUGGCGCAUAUGUGGUACGACUAUGCCGGGAUGGCGUGUGGCACAAUGUGGUUGUGGACGACACUUUCCCGUGUACCAGGUUGGGCAUGCUAGCUUACACUAAGGCGGCUAGGAGGCAGCUGUGGGUUCCCCUCAUCGAGAAAGCUGCGGCGAAGCUAUUUGGCUGUUAUGAAGCAUUGAACAGUGGAACAAUCUCGGAGGCUAUGUCCUUGUUUACAGGCUACCCGACGACUAGGGAGAUCCUCUUCAGUGGAUCUGACAUGACGGCUGAGGAGGAGUGGAAGUCUGAACUAGAAGUGUUGUGGGCUAGAUUGCUCACCAGUUAUGAAGCCGGGCACCUGCUUGGCCUCGCAUGCGCACCUACAUUUCGACAUUCCAGGGCGGAACUGAAGGAUCAUGGCCUCCAGGCUCCACAUGCUUACUCCGUGAUGAAUGUGCGAGAGGUGGGAGAGAACCGCCUCGUCCUACUGCGGAAUCCCUGGGGAAUUCAGAGAUCGUGGAAUGGCGCGUGGUCUCGGGAUUCAGACAAGUGGACGGAUGAGUUGAAGCGUGAGCUCGGCUGUAGGUACGAUUCGAAUAGUAUGUUUUGGAUGGACUGGGAGGAUGUAGUGGAAUACUUCGCAAGUCUGGAAAUAUGUCGGGUCCACGAGGACUAUCCCUCUGAUGCAGUUGUUAGGCAGCGAUGCUGGCUACCAGCUCUUACCGGGCUUGGGGAAAUGUUUACUGUAGCAGCGCCGGACGAUGAAGACGCAUCUGUGGAUAUAACGGUCUAUCAAGAGAGUAAUAAGACGAGGGAGAGUGCUGUUGGAAUGGCCAGUACUUUGGUGGAUAUUGGUCUGGUCAUUAUCCGGGUUGAUCCCAAUUCUGGUGAACCCUUGGAAUGCAUUGGUACGGCUAAGAAGGAUAUCAUGCCUGAAGUCAACACCGAAUUGUUUUUGAAGCGAGGUGAGACUUAUCGCAUAGUUCCUCUAUCCUUUGCUCACUCGAUGGAGUUGGGUCAUAGGAAAAGUACGGUGGCGAUACAUUCAUCACGUGCAUUGAAGUCAGUGUCCUCCCCUCGAAGGAUGAGCAGCAUCGAGUCUGGUCUCGCCACGUUCUUCUACGCGGUGGUACAUGGUAAGAGGAAAGAGGUGUCUCCAGCAGGGAUUGCAGUAUAUAUAUGUCAAGAUAGCUCGGGGACUAUAGUUUGUGUUGAGAACAAACGAACUGAUUGUUCCUUUGUAAUCGAGUUGGAUGCCAGCGAGUCGAAGAGUGUGAUAUCCUCGAGGGGGAGUAUGACGACUCAGGAUACGAUACCACCAAUGACCAGAGCGGUACUUAUGACAUUGAGUCCAGAGAGAAAUGCGACCAAGUUCCAGCUUUCUCUGGCUAUGGCGCAUGGUGUACAACCUGGUGACGGUGGUGGGGGUAUCUUCUUCCCUCCGCCUACGGAUGUCACUAUGCAUGUAUUCCUUCCGAUAAGUCAGCAGCCGGUCCCCCACACUGUGUCGCAUUCUACUGCAGCGGAGGGAUCCACCUCGUCUGUGUCACCACAGCAACGAGUAAAGGCAUUGUUCGAUGAAUACGUCGCAUCUGGCAUGGCUCCUAAUGAUGCCUUAUUGGCUGCCUUAGCUGCGAUGAAGAAGUGA